AUGUUUAAAUAUUUAAGUAGAUUUCUUACUUAUGUAUUUUAUUUGCUAAUAUUUUAUAUAUGUUUUAUGAAUUCAUAUGGAGUAGAUAUAAAAAAACGUUUAAUUAUUCAUUUUUUUAUAUCUAAUAAAUCAUUUAACGAAAAUUUUACUUUUCCAAGAAGAAACCAUAAAAUAAAAUACUUAAAUAAAGAAUAUAGAGAAUACUGCAAGAACAAAUGUAAUCAUUAUAAAAAAAAAGUUGUAAAUAGUAAAAAUAGAACAAAAAAACUAAUUAUGCAUUUAACGAAAUAUAAAAAUAAUGAAGAUGUUGAAAGCAAGAAUGAAAAUAAAACAACAUUAUACAAAGGAGUAGAAGCAGUGAAAAACAUAUCAAGAAAAAAAAAAAAAAAAAAAAAAACUUGUAAAUAUGAGCAAAAGGAACAUAUAGAAAAGAUAAAAAAAGUAGAAAGAAAGAAAAAAAAUGAAGAAAAUAUUGAUAAAAAUAAAGAGGCAGAAAAUACAGAAUCAUAUAAUGAAAUAAAAGAAAUAGUUAAAAAUGACAAAGCUAAUUUCAUAAAUAAAAAUGAAACAAAUAAUUUUUCAAAUGAAAAAAAUGAAAUUAUUCAUAAUAUAAUAGGUGAAGAAGCAUAUGCUUUAGAGAAAAAUAACUUUAAAAAAGAUGAAAAUAAAAAGCAUCUAAAGGAUGAUUCAAUCAGGAAAAAAUUAUCUGAUUUAGCAAAGUUGAGAUGGAAAAAUGAAGAAGAAAGGAGGAAGCUAUUACAAGGUAAAAAAAAAUUUAAGCAUUCAGAGAAAACAAAAAAAUUAUUAUCUUAUAAAAUAAAGUUAAAAUGGACAGAUGAAAAAUAUAGAGAGAAAAUUUUAGAAAAAGCGAGAAUUUUUAACCAAGAUGAAAAUACCAAAAAAAAAAAAUCAUUAAUAUUAAAAGAAAAAUGGAAGAUAAAAGAAUUUAGAGAUAAAAUGUUAAGUAAUAGAAAACCAUUUAGUUUAGAAAGAAGAAAAAAAAUUUCUGAGAUAAUAAAACAAAAAUGGAAAGAAGAAGACUACAAACAAAAGACAUUGCAGGCAAUAAAAGAUAAUUAUAAAAAACGAAAAUUACAAGUUGGAUUAAAUCCAAACUUAAAUUAUAUUCAAAAUUUGAUGCUAUUUAAAAAGUUAGGUAUGUGUGCUCCCAAAAUAAGAUGCUUCCCUAAUAUACAUAAAGAAAAACUAAGAAACAAAAAAAAAAAAAAAAAAGACAAGGAAAACUAUAAAGAAAAAUGGAAAAACAUCUAUGAUAGUAUUUUGGAUAAAAAUGAAUUUCAAAAUUCUUUAUCAUAUUUAAACAAAAUAGAGAAUUUAAGUGUAAGUACAAAUUUAUAA
Messenger RNA from Plasmodium relictum, 1359 nucleotides. RefSeq names its product conserved Plasmodium protein, unknown function. Lineage: Eukaryota; Apicomplexa; Aconoidasida; Haemosporida; Plasmodiidae. Bases 1 to 1359 code for a protein of 452 amino acids. The transcript is spliced from 2 exons. The record is from RefSeq and is a predicted model, not a curated record.